AACUCUUGACCUCUCUCUUGUCUCAUUCUUUCGUUCUCUGAACACUACAACCACCUCUCAAACAACCAACCAACAAACAAACUUUCUUGUUAUCCGACUUUGCAACCCGCCUUUUCUUUUUGCUUUAUCCAUCCACCAUGCAGAACAUUGUUGAUACCGUCAUGAACGCCUUCAGCGACAAGCAGCAAAUCAUUGACACCGUCAAGGAUACGUUUGACUUUCCUCCUGGGGAAGUUGAGAGCACUUUCAUGAAGGGACUUGAAAUUGUCAAUGUCACAAUCAUUGUAACAAUCAUCUUGGAGCUUUAUUCCCUUGACACAACCAAAAUCAUUUGGGCCAAGGACAAAUCCCUCUACCUGCAAGCUGUUGCCUUGAACUUUGUCAAUCACUAUCUCUACGGCAUUCCUGUGUACAUGGUGGCUGCAUUGUUCUUUGUUCGCAAAGUGGAUGAAGAAUACUCUGCCGCCUUUGUGGCUCUGCAAACCUUGGGAGUCAUGGCCGUCCACAGCUUGUGCUACUAUGAAAUGCACAAGACGUUCCACACUUUCCCCAAGCUCUACAAGUACCACAAGUUCCACCACCGCUUCCACACACAUGUGACUCCCAUGGUGGCCAAUGCUGUGGGAUUUGUGGAAUACAUGCUGGCCUAUGUGGUCCCCUUUGCAGUUGCUGGCGCCAUUGUCCGUCCCUAUGCAGACUGCCUCAUUUUGGCAGUCUACAUUACCUCUCUCACGAAUCUUUCAAUCCACACCCCCAAGAUUGAAGCUUGGUCCGAGAAAAACAUGCCUUCCUGGUUGGUAUCGACUCAUGAUCACUUGGAACAUCACAAAAAGUUGACUGUCCACUACGGUGCUCCCACUUUGAAUGUUGACUGGGCGGUGGCAAAGUUGAACGGCGGUGGCAGGAAGGUGCAGUAAGAUGCAUCGCAACCAAAAUAGAUGAAGAGAAGGAAGACUCAUCAAAACCAAAUAGAUCAAGAAAUUGAAAGUAGGAUUCACACAAGAAAAGAAAAGGCCCAAUGGAAUCAGUUGGAAAAGAGAAUGGCAGCAGACCGAUCCAGGAACUUGUAGAGUUGUCAGCAAGGCAAUAAAGUAAUACCUGUCUAGUUUUG
Messenger RNA from Seminavis robusta, 1111 nucleotides. The record is from the annotation of a GenBank genome assembly. NCBI's taxonomy places the organism in Eukaryota, Bacillariophyta, Bacillariophyceae, Naviculales, Naviculaceae.